Molecule: messenger RNA, 4860 nt
Organism: Colletotrichum karsti
Lineage: Eukaryota; Fungi; Ascomycota; Sordariomycetes; Glomerellales; Glomerellaceae
Exons: 4
Coding region: 1-4860 (1619 amino acids)
Biological process (GO): negative regulation of protein binding; regulation of ERK1 and ERK2 cascade; negative regulation of SCF-dependent proteasomal ubiquitin-dependent catabolic process
Cellular component (GO): cytoplasm; nucleoplasm
Molecular function (GO): F-box domain binding; phosphatase activity
Source: RefSeq, a predicted model, not a curated record
AUGACCGAGGGCGUUUCCUCAGCUGUCCGCGCAGCUCCAUACAGCCACAGACCACCCAGUCCACCCUACAUCCCGAUUCCCAUGACGCUUCCUAGAAGCAACGAGUCCGCCAGUCUGAAGCCUUCUUACGACAACGUGGAUUCAAUGAGGUUGACCAGCGAGGAUCUCGGCAUCAUCACUCGCAAUGUGAAACAAGCAAUCACCGAUAGAUCAACUAAUUGGAACUACAAAGCUCGUCGCAAAGCGCAGCCGAUUCUCGACUUUCUCUACCUGGGCCCGCUUUCUGUCGCCCGUGACGCAGAAUGGCUCGCCAAGGAAGGCAUCACCAUGAUCAUUGCCGCCCGGCAUUCUCGAGUCGCCCAAGCCCGGUUGAUGAGCGUCGACAAUGUCGCGAGACAACUUGGCAUUCUGGUCGAGUAUCUUGACGUUUCCGACAACGGAGAGCUCAUCAGAAAUUUUCCCGAGGUUGUCAGAAAGAUCAAUGAUCACCUUCUCCAAGUUUAUCGCUCCCAGGCCUUGGCCAUGCAGCAAGGUCAAAUUGUCAUUGAUGCGGCAAAUUUCAAGCCCGGGAAGGUCCUUAUCGUAUGCGAGACGGGCAACGAUCGUUCAGCUUUUGUCGUCGCCGCGUACGUCAUGACCGUGUACGGAAAGGACAUGGUCUCCAGUGUUCAGUUCGUUUCUUUACAGCGAUUCUCAGUCAACUUCGAUGAGGAUGGCAAGAGAAUGCUGCAGGCUUAUGAAGACAUUCUCAGUGCUCAAAAGCACGUCUCUUACGCGACGAGAGACGUUCCACGAGCCGGGCAACUCGAUGGGCGUACGGGGGGAGGCAAGCGACGUAUCGAAGCAACUCUUGAUGAGGACGACAGGCAAGAAGGCGACGGCUACGACGCGUUUGUUGUCGACCGCGCUCGGUACGAGGACAGGGCCAAGUUUGUACCUUUCAUUGAUGGUGGAGAAACGUUGCAAGACGAGGACGACGACAACGACGAUGAGUACGAGAAGUCGGGUAAUCGUGAUGAGUAUGGGGAGGCUGAGUCUGAUCCCGGUGUUUCGGGUAGACGGCUGCGACGUUCAACUCUUUCACACCAGCCUGGUCGCUACGCUGAGAUGCUGGUGGCUGGUGUUGAGAAACCAGCUUUCACACUCCCUGAUCCCAUCUUUGAUCCGGAGCCCUCGCGCCACUGUGCUUUUCCGACCAUCGAGCUCGACGAGUACCCCGGCCCCAGCGAGCUUUUCCUGGAAGCCAGGGCCAGGGGCGAAACGGGAACUGGUGCUCAUAUGCACAGACAGUCUCCUUUUGCUGAAGAUGGCUUGCGAGAUGAACAGGGUGCCCGCCCGGCUUUGGUGGCCCAUCUGCCCCCUUAUGAGAGUCAAGCCAUUGACGAUGACGAAGAAGAUGGUGAUCCCUUCAUUGAGGAUAAUCAUCAGUCUUCAUCUCCCCCGCGCGACCUCAUUAGAGGCGAAAGCUUCAAAGACUUCAACUUGGCUGUCACACAGGGUCUUGACUGGGGAUCCCCUGAGCCUGAGCCUGAGCCUGAGCCUGAGCCCCAGCUCCCUGGCAUCUAUGGCUUCGACCGAGAAAACAUCUUCCAUCCUGAAGUCGAGGCUCCCCCUGAUGACUGGUCUAAAAUCGGAGUGGGAGUACAAUGGGUGAUUAUUGCAACCCUCUGUCAGGCGUACCCAUUCUCCGUGGCAGUCCAGAAGUUGCAACUCACGACUCGGCAAAUCACCACUUUCGUCCAGACUUACAUCCGAUGCAACGAGAAGAUUAUUGAGUGGUGCGAUAAGAUCGAUCGAACCCCGGUCUCUGAUCUCAUCCGAAGCGCAGAAGAGCGUUCCAUGUCUGUGGAUUACUACAUGCAAUUGGCACGACCUGAGCUCCCAACAGACAUCAUGUUCCGUUUUCAACUCGAGCAAGCCCGCGGCUUCUUGCGCAAGAUCCGUCACGGCGCACUUGUCGAGAUUCUGGGCAGAUGGCGUGGCACCUCCACCAGCUUCGUGGAGCUACCCAUCCACCCUGAUAUUCUGGACACUUGCCGCUCCAUGUUGUACAGAGAGAGACCAAUCAAUCUGCAGGACUUUCGUCCCAUCAAAGAACGCUUGCCGACUCCUUGGCUCGAGCGCCUUCACGACACGACGGACUUCCACAACGGUCUCGCCCAUUUCCACGACUACUAUAUGGGACCUUAUGCAGCAAACCCUUUUGCAGACCCCUUUGCAUUGGAUCCCAAUGUCGUCGACACGACUGAUCCGCAGAAUGUCACGCAGCCCGAGGCGUCUUCGAGUGACCCGUCCAUGGGAUCAACUCAAGAGAGCAACGAGAUACCAUCCAGACCAAAGACCAGUCAACUGGGCCAGUCUGGUCGUGCCCAAAGCCAUGCUUCUUCUUGGAACGCGGAUGAGGCCAACUCUUUCCAGCUUGACCAGCAACCCGCCCCCGAGCUGCAGUUCACCUACAACCAAGCAAGCGUUCAAGAUCCCCAUGUUGCUGAGUCUCUUCGCAAGAAUCCUUUCAAGCGUCCUGCGGAUCACCACAAGAAUGGCACGGAUCAUCCUGACCCUUUCCCUACAUCCGAUGAUCCUUUGCAGCCCGCCAAUGAAAUGGGACCUUCGCAGGUUGCCUCCAUGAUGAUCUCUCGACAGCAACGCAAAGAUACACCUCGCCCUGGUCGGAGCUUGCAAGGUCCUGCGAAACACGGUGCCCCCAAGGUGAAAUUCCAGGGCUUUGCUAGAACAGUCUCUUCGCAUGGUCCCAAGCCAUUCAAGGACUCUGCUUCCGGACUUGGCAGCUACAUGUCCUUGAAUGCCAACCGCGGAAGUGCAAGUUACACUUCGCCGUACCUGUUCAACACUCCUCCUAAGGAGUCGGUGCACUCUGCGCAGUUGGAGCCUCGUUUCGAGCUCAAGAUGCCCGAGGCAGCGCGGCCUAGUGCGGAGCAAUGCAGCUUUGGCGAGAACGUCCCUGGAGGCAAUGGUAGGGGCACAGAACACGGCAUGGACUCUUUCGUGAACGACAUUGUCACUGAAGGUAGCAAUGAGGUGCUCCCCGCGCAGCCACAAGACAGUGUCCCCACACAGCGAUCUCGCAAGCGGGCUGCGGAGGACAGCGAGGAAGAGUAUUACGAGCAGGACGACGACAAAGACGAUGACUGGGUCCAGCCGCGCAAGAGACCUCGCAAGUCGAAUGCCACAGAGCCGAGUACUCGGAACAACAAGAAGACAGGCGCGGCUAAGUCCAAGGCAACCAAAAACAAGAAGAAGGCGCCUGAGAUAGGUCCGGACGGACAGCCUAUAAAGCGUCCUCGAGGACGCCCCAGAAAGCACCCGAGGCCUGAGGACGUUCGCAAUCAGUCUUCUAGCAACGUUGGCCUGGCAGGUGUUGCCGCGACUGGUCUCGAGAGCUCAUCAAAGAAGGCUGCCUCAGAGAGGCAGGACAGCAGUCAGUCUUUGGCGAAUGAUGUACAUCAGACGGCCGAGUCAACGGGCACUGAGGCUUCAGGAACGCACGCCUCCUCGAUGUCUGAGUCUCUUGCGCCCACUACAAAGGCCCACGAGACUAAGAAGAAGACUCCGAUCAAGCUGAAGUUGUUGAACUCAAACCGUCAAUCAUCCACUGCGCGUGCCCCGACGACAACUGCCGAAGCUUCAUACGACCGCCAAUCUCACUCGCAGCUGGCAGGAUCGGGACUGGCUCCUUGGCAAUCGUCAAACUCCCCACCUCAGUUUGGAGAGAAUCUUGCUUCUACCGCUGGAGGUUUCCAGAUGCCUACCGAAACUCGCGCCCCGGGUGAAGUUCGCCAAAAUCAAAGCAUAAGUCAGACUGAGGCAAGUACAUAUAGCCACUCACGCAAUACACAGUACGCUAACUAUCAGGAGUUCUGGAAUGACUAUGAGAACGGCAAGAAGAUGUUCCACGAGGCCGCAAUGCGCGGUCUGAUGGCCGACAGGAUGAUGAUGCGCCAUAACGCUCAUCACGCUCAUCACGCUCAUCGCGCCGCCACUACCAGCAUCACCAAUGUCCAGAGCAAACCUCAGAUGUCUUCGGCACCUACUACGUCGGCCGGAAAGAAAACCCAGAAGCCACCCACUCGAGCCCAAAGAGCAGCACAAGUUAGCAGAAUGUCUGGCCCGCAGAUUCGACAAGCUCCCCCGCAGGAGCAUGCUCAGAGCUGGGCUGAGAGUCUCGUGCUUAGAGCUCCAGUCACUGCCGUCACUGGUCGCCAGAGCCAGCAGGCCGUUUCUCAAGACCCCAACCAGAGCUCGGCUGAGACUAGCAUGCUCGGAGCUCCUGUAGCCCCCAGUUCCAGUCCGCAAAGCCAGCAAGCUCGUCCUCAAGGCCCUACAUACAGCUUGGCUGAGACUACCGUGCUCAGGACUCCUGCGACCACUGGUCCCUGUCCGCAAGGCCAACAAACUCCUGCACAGGCUCAUGUUCAGCUUUCUGAUGAAGCUCCUGCUCAAGAUCCCACACACUGCUGGGUGGAGACUGGUAUGCACGAAACUCCCAUUACCACUGGCUUCAGUUUGCAAAGCCAGCAAGCUCCUACCCAGGGCUUUGCUCAGGUUCCUGCUGAGGUUCCUGCUGAGACUCCAAUUCAAGAUCUUGCUCGAGAUCCUACACCUCUCUGGGCUAAGACUUUCGUGUUCGACAAUCGUGUCAACGUUGGCCCCGAGGCAGCAUCUCCUGCAAACACAGUCGGCUGGUCGGAGUAUGGAUCUACGUCUACUCAGCCUCCCCAUGCCCCUGAUGCGACCGAGCAGCAGACCAUCGACCCAAACGCCUCCCUAGCCAGCGAUAUCGAUCCGGAACUGAUGGGAAGAAUGAUGUGGCUCAGGGACACUUUGGCUAACGAAGAUUGA